Zea mays is the source of this 1531-nucleotide messenger RNA. Its product is annotated as protein binding protein. NCBI's taxonomy places the organism in Eukaryota, Viridiplantae, Streptophyta, Magnoliopsida, Poales, Poaceae. Gene Ontology annotation, biological process: protein stabilization. The transcript is spliced from 4 exons. Gene Ontology annotation, molecular function: adenyl-nucleotide exchange factor activity; protein-folding chaperone binding. The coding region runs from base 155 to 1105 and encodes 316 amino acids. The record is from RefSeq and is marked provisional. Gene Ontology annotation, cellular component: cytoplasm.
CCACCUCGCCCGCCCGCCCCGCAGCCACUGCCUUCCUGCCUGCCAUUAUUUCUUCCUCCUCCUCGCUGUCCAUCCGUCCGUCGGUCUCCUCUGCCCGCCCGCCUGCCAUCAUUUUCGCCCCGCCCAAGCUGGGAGCAGGGAGGCGGUAAGCAGCAUGCUGGGAGCGAGCGCCAGCAGGGGCAGGAAGGCGGCGCCGCCAUCAGUGAAGCUGGGGGCGGCGAAGGAGGCGCCGGCGACCGUGGCCGCAGCCGCCUCCGGCGGCAAGGUGUCGGCGGAGGAGGUGUGGGAGGUGCGGCCCGGCGGGAUGCUGGUGCAGAAGCGGGGCGGGGCGGCCGACGACGAGCCGUCUCCCGGCGUCAAGCCGGUGCGCACCAUCCGGGUCAAGGCCAAGCAUGCCGGCGUCACGCACGAGAUCUACGUCAGCUCCGAGGCCUCCUUCGGGGAGCUGAAGAAGCUGGUGGCCGCCAAGACGGGGCUGCACCCGGACGACCAGAAGGUGCUGUACAAGGACAAGGAGCGCGACUCCAAGGCGUUCCUGGACGUGGCCGGCGUCAAGGACCGCUCCAAGGUGGUGGUCGUGGAGGACCCGGAAGCCCGCGCGCGCCGCCUCAUCGAGGAGCGCCGCAACGGCCACCUCCAGAAGGCCGCCAGCGCCGUCGCCGCGGUCACCGCCGAGGUCGACAAGCUCGCCCCCAAGGUGGCGGCGCUGGACGCGUCGGUGCGCAAGGGGGAGAAGGUCGCGGAGAAGGACGUGGUGCAGGUGACAGAGCUUCUCAUGAACGAGCUGCUCAGGCUCGACGCCGUGGUCGCCGACGGCGACGUCAAGGCGCAGAGGCGGAUGCAGGUGAAGCGCGUCCAGAAGUACGUGGAGACGCUGGACGCGGUGGCGGCCAGGAACGCCGCCACCGUCCGCAAGUCCGGCGCCAAGCCAGCACCGCCGCCGCCGCAGCAGCAGCAGCAGCAAGCGAGGCAGGCGCGGUGGGAGAUGCUGGACCUGCUGUCGUCGCUGCCGUCCACGUCCUCGGCCUCGUCGACGACAACCGUGAGCUCCACGGCGUCCUCCGGCGCGCCGCCGACCAACCGCCUGGACUGGAUGCUGUUCUGACGGGCGGGCGAGUGCAGGGCAGCCCGGCGCCGGCCGGCCACCGGCGCGAAAGCAGUCAAGCCGGAUGUGGGGGAAAGCGGAAGGCGGAGUGCAGAACUGCAGAUGCGAUGCUUGUGUGCCAAGAAUUGCACCCCCUGCAGAAAUCUGGUGGCCUCCAUGAUUGGGCACGGGCUACCUAGCUUGGCCACAAACUGCAUUGCUCUGCAUGGUACCGUACCAGCCAACUCGAUUCAUCAACCAUGUCUUCUUCUUUCAUUCCUUUUGAGAUUCUUUCCUUUUUCCUCAUCUUCUUGUUCAUGAAACGUUUGAGGUUCUUUUUGUGUGCAUACUAUUCAGAUAGACAGAGAGAAAGAGAGAGAGGGUUGGUUACUUGGUUUAGGGCAAAUCAAAUGUAUUCAGAUUGGGAAUAAACACACUACUGGAGUC